Hydractinia symbiolongicarpus is the source of this 3133-nucleotide messenger RNA. Its product is annotated as WD repeat-containing protein 91-like. Gene Ontology annotation, molecular function: protein binding; phosphatidylinositol 3-kinase regulator activity. The record is from RefSeq and is a predicted model, not a curated record. NCBI's taxonomy places the organism in Eukaryota, Metazoa, Cnidaria, Hydrozoa, Anthoathecata, Hydractiniidae. Bases 64 to 2310 code for a protein of 748 amino acids. Gene Ontology annotation, cellular component: late endosome membrane; extrinsic component of endosome membrane; early endosome membrane. The transcript has 13 exons. Gene Ontology annotation, biological process: early endosome to late endosome transport.
GCGCGGAGUCAGCCGUCUGUGUUUUUUAGAUACAGACUGUUUUUUGGAAUCAACAACAAAAAGAUGGCGAUCGCCGCUGCAGCAGUUGACGCUUUGGUAAAAGAGUACCUAAUUUUUCGUGGCUUUACCACGUCAUUAAAGAGCUUUGAAAAUGAUAUCAAGCUAGAUAGAAACAAGAGUUUUAAGGUAGAGUGCAUCGUAGACCAAUUUUCAUCUUUCAUUCAAACAUACGAUAUUAUUGGUUUAAAGCAUUAUUGGAAAUAUUUUGAUAAAUCUUACUUUUGUCAUCUUGGACAUGAUACGUACAAACUAAUUAAACGACUGGAAACAUGUGUUCUUCGUUUAUAUGUUGUGCAUGCACUGCAAACAAAUAAAAUUGAGAAAGUUUCUGAAUUCUUCGAGAAGUAUAUUGUCGAGUUACAGCAUGAAGAAUCGUGGAAAGAUUGGUUUGUACUACCUUACAUGAGAAACCCAGAGCAAAACAAAUCAUUUACAAUAUAUUUCACAAAAAUAUGGCAAGAAUCUGUGAUGUUAUCUCUAGCGAAUUGUUUGAACACAAUAUUUACUCAUAUGUCCUUGCCCGCAUUAUUAAAUUUUGAGAAAGAAAGAGCAAACCUAACUUACCUAAAUGAAGAAAGGAUAAAAUUAAAAGAGCAAAUAGAUGUUCUGCAGGAAGAAAUUGCAUAUUUUCGAAAGGAGAGUCAACUUGGAAAAGUGAGUUGUGCUUCACAGACAAAUGAUAAUAACAUGGAUGUUCAAGAUAACUCCAAGGGUAGACGAAAGUCUCCGCUAGCCAGGCCAAGAUUUGGCUGGAAGCUUUUGGGCUCAAAAGAUAAAGAUAACAAAACUUCACAGAAAGACAAUGAUCUCUGUGACAAAGCAGUGGAAACAAACCUUCACAAGUCGUUAGAUGAGACGGCGCUACGCAAGCAAAAAGGUUUACUGACUGGCAGUGCUAUGACUACUACAGAUAAUUCAUUGUCAUCAUCUGACAAAGAAAAGGAUACAUCAUCAAACAGUUCCACUUGUUCUGCUCAAGAUGAGGAAGUAAAUUUGGGGUCCACUUUCUAUGCAGCACUGGAAGAUAAAGCUAUACAAAAACCAGGAGAGCCAUUACAAAAAUCAAUUAGUUAUUCAGAAGGGAACAGUAAGAAGCCUUUUUCUUCCAGUACAUCGUCAUACUACGCAGAGAAUAUUACAGAAACUCCAUUCAUUAUCCUUAGUCAGGACGAGUUCAAGGAACACACAUCAGCUAUUGUCUCUUGCAAAUUCUCUGAAAAUAAUAAUUUGGUCAGCAGCUUAGAUUUGGAUGGAAUCCUAAAAAUCUGGCAAUGCUAUCCAACGGUUGCACACUCUUCGUCAAUUAGUUUAAAAGCAGAUAUACUCUCGUUUGAUUGGCUUCCUAAAGCGGAAAGCAGGCUAAUGUUAGGAAAAGCUAGUGGUCAGUUGUCCAUCUAUGAUAUAAACCUGCGAAAAACUAUGUGGGAAUCAUCUGUCAAUCAACGCUAUAAAAGAAUUGUCUCAGUUGCAUGUAAUCCUGUGGCUGCAAGUGGCGUUUGCAGUGCAGCUUCACCUGUGGUUGAAAACAAACGCAACUCAUCGCAUGGAAGUAAAAAUUCUUCGCAAAAAAUGAUCAGGAUGAGGGAGUACACAUCGUUCAAUAGUUCAAAUGCUUCACGACCUGGCUACCUUUCUGUUUGGGACCUUCAAACGGGACAGCAUAAGAAUGAGCUUUGCUUAGACCCAUUUCCUGUAUGUAUCCACUCCCUAUCUUACAAUCAUAAUGGAACGUUGUUAGUCACCGGAGGAGCAGACGGAAUGGUUCGACUAUAUGACGUCCGCAAUUGUGAUUGUUUAAUCGGUUGGCACGCACACUCCACAAAUGUACUCGACGUUAUGUUUGACCCAGAUGAAACUUCUAUAUACAGUAUCGGAGCAGAUGGAAAAGUUUGCGUAUGGGAUAUAAAUAAAGUGAGCUCGAAGAUAGCAGAGUUUCCGUUGCACUUGGGAAGUACUGGUAUCAAGCAUUACUGUAAAUCAGGUGAAUUACAUGUACACAACAUGGAGGAUGUACCGUGCGGCAAACUGUUGGAUUGUGAUUCGGAAGGUCAACAUAUGAUGGCGUGUGGUCCCAGUGGAUUGAUGAUUUACAAGGUUAAACCUAAAACGGAAAUGGAAGAAGUCAUGCAUAUAUUAUCACCUAGCUCAGAAGCGGUGACACUAGACUGGACGUCGUCGCCAAAUUGCUCCACUGCGAUGUGUGGCACAAUAAAGGGAAAUAUACACGUUUCUACCCUGCUGAGAAAAUAGCUGUUCGUAUUUCAAAAUUCUGGCCUCAAUAAUGAUAACAUUAUGAAAGCAGCAAUUAUUUAAACUUGUAGUUUUACAAAUAGAAAUUUUUAACUAAACAUUAUCGUUGUGCGAUUUUAUUUUCAUGCCUAGUGAUUUGAACAAAUUUGUAUGUACAGUUUUUUGUUACCGGACCAAUGUUGGUCAGUUACUAUUUUCAGCUGAACAAACAAUGGUACACUUCAUGGCUAGAAAUAAUGUUUUUCUAGAAAUAGGCCAUGUGUAUGGAACGAAGUGUGAAGAUAUUGAACGAGCUUUUAUUUUUUAUUUUGUUACUUCAGACCGAUUUUUGUAAACGUGUUCUUGGACACACCACUCAACGCUUGAACAUUGACGCUCAACAUGUUCAAUUUGCAUGACCGAAAAGGGGGCGACGUUUGAUAGUUCUUCGCUGAACGGAUCGCCGUUUAAAGGGUUAAAAAGUUUCUUGCUGAGCAUCUCGACGUUUGAUUGGUUAAAAUGGUUCCUCGCUGAACAGUUCGGGGGUUGGCUAUUGUCAACUUUAAAACUGCUAAAGGUAAAACUGCAUGACCAGUAAAAUUGUUAAGAAACAUGUGUGGAUAAAACUUUUGGACCUAUGGUCAAGAACACCUAAAUGAAAACUGGCCUUUAAUUCUCAAAUUAUUUUGUGUUGUAAAUUGGAUUCUUAUUUUAAAAUUUUCUACCAUUUUAGUUGUUUAAUUAUUUUUUUUUUUGCAUUUAAAUAACAUUUGUAAUUUUGAUUAAUAUAAAAAUCUGUAUAGAUUAUAUAAAUGAUAUAUAAAAAAAUGUUUCAAAAAACUGA